This is a messenger RNA of Anneissia japonica, 2449 nucleotides long. RefSeq lists its product as uncharacterized. Bases 92 to 1204 code for a protein of 370 amino acids. Gene Ontology annotation, cellular component: membrane. Gene Ontology annotation, molecular function: hexosyltransferase activity. NCBI's taxonomy places the organism in Eukaryota, Metazoa, Echinodermata, Crinoidea, Comatulida, Comatulidae. The transcript has 2 exons. The record is from RefSeq and is a predicted model, not a curated record.
UCAUUUUGUGGUGGAUGUUAUUGAUUUAUGGUCAAACGACUGGAAAGAUCUUUUAGUGCACAAAGUUUUCAGUAACGAGCAUUGUAAAAUUAUGGGGUUUCUGGAAAUACAGACAUUACGGAGGCUAAUAGUACUGGUGUCAAUUGUUCUUCUCGGUAUCUGGAUCUACUUCUAUAGUAGUAUGAACUCCAGUAAUGGCAUCACAGAUAGAAAUCGUAAGCAGUUUACUGAUAUUCUACUAGCAUGGUCGACCUUGAAGCUGGAUGAUUCAGAUCCUGCCGGGAACCUAAAAACGCUGAACGAGUUCAGGGCAGUAUUGUCCAACGAUGAUUACCGCCAACGUCGAUUCAAGGAGAAGAUUGUGGACACUUUGUAUAGGUCAUACAGUAAUCUACUAACAAAUAGGUUCGGGAGCGAACGAGGCAGCUUUAACAGCUGGAAAGAUUUCGUUAGAAACAUUACCUACGUUUUCAACUAUCCAGACUUUUGCACUGAUGAGAAUCAGUUGCCGGUAAAUGUAUUCCUCUUGAACGUUGUUGUAUCACGUGACUCAGAGCUUAGCAGACGACAACUUAUACGGAAUACUUGGGGAAGAUGUGAAGUUUCAGGAUAUGACAUAAAAACUAUAUUUAUAAUUGGUAACUCUGAGGAUUCGAAAGUUACCGACGCCGUUUUUCAGGAAUCACUCGAUUUUGGCGACACGGUUCAGGUAGGUAUUAUCGAAUCUGACAUACUGGAACCGUUGAAAAUACAAAUUGGGUUGGAAUGGAUGCAGCGAUAUUGUCCAGAAGCGGCAUAUAUACUACUUGGACAUGAUGAUGAAAUAGUGAAUAUUCAUAAGGUCGUUGAGUAUCUUUCAUCCGUGAAGAAUACGCCAUUCUAUGGAAACACUGAGGACCGAAAUCCAACUACAUUUCAUGGUGUGAAUAUUAUAUCAGCAAACCUGGUAAAACAGACUAUAAACUCGUUUUUUGAAGCCAGUAGCCCUGUAUACAUUUGGAAGGACGGCCUCAUAGACAGAGCCAUGACUGAAAUGGGCUUUCCGUCGAUAUAUAUACACAGUUAUGUUUUUAAUUCAGAGAAAAGUGAUUGGAAGAAUCUUUCGAAUACCUUGGUUGUGUAUAACGCAACAAGUGUAAGCGAUAAACUUGACGUAUGGAAAACAAUUAAUAAAGGGAAAUGCUUAUACGAUGCAGAAGCCUAAUAGAAAUACAGCCAAAGGACAACUGGCUUAUCAUAAUAAGAGUAUGAAAGUGCUUAUUGUAUUAAAGUGCGUUACCCAUAAUCUCCCCCCCCCCCACCUCUCUCCCUCUCUAUGGCCAGGUGGCGCCAAGUUGCACUGCUGUGGCCUUCACAAGAGCACACCAUCUUCUUCUGCCUGGUGCCAAAUAUCAUCAAUUAAAGAUGUUGAUGGACGUCAACUUCCACGAUGGCCUUCCACAGCUCCCUGAAAAAUUUGCUUUUCAAUUCCACCAUCCUUUCUUACAAUGCCAUAAUCAUGCCAAUGUUAUUACAAUUAUUUAUAUUAAUAUAAGAAAUGAGAAAAAGUAUUGUGAUUUAUAUGAAUUGAGAUGAUAAUAUGACAUAGUGAAAAUAUUUAAGAAAUGAAUGAAUGAACAAAUUAAUAAUAAGCCUAAUAAUAAUGAUUAGUGAUAGGCCUCUUAGGCCUAAUCCCUUUUUCUUAGGCCUAAUCCCUUUUUUUGCUUUAUUUUUUAGCUUUUUGUAAUUUUUCUACUUUGUUUUAUUUCAUGAAUUUUUUUUUAAAUUUAUUUAGCGUUUCGUGUCUUUUUUAGUGAUGUUAUUGUACUGUGUUUUCUUUGUCUAUUUUUCAACUUCAAUUUUUAUGAUAAAAUUGCAAUAAAGCUUCUCGUAUCUCAAAACAGUAGUGGUGGUGGUGGUAGUAGUAGUGAUGGCAAUAUCAACUAUAGUUAUUAAUAUUAUUGUAAUUAUUGUUAUUAUUAUUAUUAGGAAACUGUAUCAAAUGUAUAUUAAGGUGAUAAGAAAUGAGAAAAAAAAUAUGUGAUUUAUAUGAUUUGAGAUGAUAAUAAUGUAAAAAUGAAAAAAAAAAUGAUGAAAAAUAGUAUUUUCAAUUAAAUUGGAAUUAAGGAGAACUUUCCACACAAAAGGAAAGAAAACAACAAAACUUAAUUUGGAGAAGAGAAAGCGGUCAUUACACUAUACUUGUUAUCUUUCUCAAUGAUGUUCAUCCAAUUUGAAUUCUAAUGUUACUUUUUUUAUUUAUAAUAAUGUGAUGAUGUAUCAUGAAUCAAUGAAAAGAAAAAAAUACAUUUAUGUAUAUGGUACUAUGAUAAUGAUAAAAGGGAAAAAAUACGUAUGCAACGACUCAAUUUUUUUAUGUACUAUACAUUUUUGUAAAUGCAUAAUUUUAGCCUUUGGCUACUUUUUGUAUUAUUUUUAUACCAGAAUAAAAAAAAAUAAAAUAAACACA